AUGUUCUUGUAUUGUGCAACCGGGCCACACUGCCAAGAAGGCCAGGUCAUGGUUAUCAACCCACAGAAUGUGAACCAGGUCGUGGAUUAUGCCAAACCUUCGUGCCUGCGCCUGCCGAGCAAGCAGGAGCAGCGCCUCCUGGAGCGCCCCCCGCAGGGGCAGCUCCCCCGGCCGAAGCAGCGCCUCCGGCUGAAGCGUCAGCUCCCCCGGCCGAAGCAGCGCCUCCGGCUGAAGCGUCAGCUCCCCCGGCCGAAGCAGCGCCUCCGGCCGAAGCAGCGCCUCCGGCCGAAGCAGCGCCUCCGGCUGAAGCGUCAGCUCCCCCGGCCGAAGCAGCGCCGCCGGCCGAAGCAGCGCCUCCGGCUGAAGCGUCAGCUCCCCCGGCUGAAGCGGCGCCUCCAGCUGAGGCAUCAGCACCUCCUGCUGAGGCCGCACCUCCUGCUGAAGCAGCUCUACCGGGGGCAGCUCCCGCAGAGGCAGCUCCAGCCACGCCGGCCUAACUUGCAACUUGGCAAAGUCUAA
Molecule: messenger RNA, 519 nt
Organism: Diaporthe citri
Lineage: Eukaryota; Fungi; Ascomycota; Sordariomycetes; Diaporthales; Diaporthaceae
Exons: 3
Coding region: 1-519 (172 amino acids)
Source: RefSeq, a predicted model, not a curated record